Myripristis murdjan (pinecone soldierfish) is the source of this 2905-nucleotide messenger RNA. RefSeq names its product LIM domain containing 2 (gene limd2). Lineage: Eukaryota; Metazoa; Chordata; Actinopteri; Holocentriformes; Holocentridae. The coding region runs from base 246 to 590 and encodes 114 amino acids. The transcript has 4 exons. The record is from RefSeq and is a predicted model, not a curated record.
CCUGCCGAGGGGAAGAAACGGGCUGUUGAAAAGCGAGUGGAGGAGGCUGAUAGAGACAAGCUGAAGGGGGGAACUCGCCGGCAUCGAGGCAAGCAGCUAGUCUACAACAAAGCCUCACAGGAAAAAAAAAGAGAGAGAGAGAGGGAAACGAAUGAGAGAGAGCAAACAUCCUCCUCCUCCUCCUCCAGUCAUUGAGUGAACGGACCCCGCGUUGUCAGCCAGGCUAGCCGAGACACGAAGCACAGAUGGACACCAGGAACACCACUGAAGAGAAACCUGUCCAGCGAUCUAAGUCCUUCAGCUUUAAGACUCAAAGGGAAGUGUGUUCAUCAUGUGAGAAGACGGUCUACCCCAUGGAGAGAUUGGUUGCCAACAACCUGAUUUUCCAUUCGACCUGCUUCUGUUGCAAGCACUGCAACACCAAACUCAGCCUUGGCACCUACGCAGCUCUUCAGGGUGAAUUUUACUGCAAACCCCAUUUCCAGCAGCUCUUCAAAAGCAAAGGCAACUAUGACGAGGGCUUUGGACGCAAACAGCACAAGGAGCUGUGGGCCUCCAAGGAGGCAGGGAACGCCACCAAGACGACAUAAUCCUGUCUAGCUGUGUCCCAUCCCAUCCCAGCCCUGCCUCUUCUCCUCCUCUUUCCUCCUCUUAACUCCACCUGUGCGUCAUGAUGAACACACGCCUCAUAUGUUGCGGGAGGGAGGGGGCGCCCUUAAAUCUCCCACACGCUCACUUGCUUUUUCCACGCCAUCGAAACAGAUACACAAAAAACACCUAGGAAAUGACUGGCCAGUCCUAAUCCAUAUUAAAAUUAAUUUCUGGGAUAUGCAUUUUGUUUUGAAUUGAUUGAUAUCCUUAUUUUCUUAAUUUUAUUUUCCAAUUUCCUUUUUGGAAUUGGUUGUUGAUUGUGACCAAACGCCUUCUCCAGUACGGGGAAUAUAAUCACAUUUGCUUGUAGGGUUUAUUUUAAAUAAAUAUUUUCUUAAUGAUUUGCACCCUUUCUUCUCUGCAUAAGUAAACUGUAUGCUCAGGCAAACAUAUCAGAGGGGCUACACAGCAUCAACUUUUUGUAGUAGAGCAUACACUCAGGUCAAUUUUCUGAGGGGUUUCAAUUGCAAUGUUAUCCACGGACUUUUUAAAUCAAUUUUUUACAUUUAGUUUAACUCAUUUUAAUGAAACGUUUUAACGCAACACAAACUAAGAUGAUAGUCCUCUCUAUUUUGACUUUGCUCUCGGAGACAACUUUGUCAGUUUUUCUGAUUUCAAAUAUUUGGGGAACAAACAGGGUACAACGUACUGUAAAAUAACCGCACACAUGGGCAAUAGCUCACCACUCAUGUUUUCUUUGUUUUUCUGUUUGGUUUCUCUUGUUAUUGUUGUCCAUUUCAUUCCAUGGUUCGUUCAUUUUUUUAAUGACCUGUGUGACUUGGGUUUUAACCUUGCAUGUCUGCCGGUAUGAGUGGAUCUUAACAGCCUUAUCAUCUUAUGACUGUAUAUUAAUCUGUGUUGUGGAUGAUUUAAAUGUGUUUUGUUUCAUUUUUACAUGACGUAUCACUUUUUUAAAGUUCUGAGAAGCACUUCUUGCUCUGUGUGUUUGCUGGAUUUGAUUGAUGUCUUGGCAUAACUUGAUCCUCUCAGAGCUUUUUGGUUGAAAUAGCCUAUUAAAUGAGUUUCUAAGAUUGUCAUUUGUAAUCUAUCUGUACAUAGAGCUGCAGUUUGUGAUUAGUGAAAAUGCCACACUAUACUCUCGUCUUGCACAUAUGACCACACAUGAUCACCAGGCAAGAUGUUGGAUAAUCACAGGGAAACUAAGGCUCAGUCUUUAAACAUCCUUUAUUCCCCAAUGUGAUAUACUUGCGUAUCGCUGAAAACCAUUGGUUGGAUGGAUCAGUUACCAUAAUUACAGUUUUACAGGAUGUUUUUGGACAGAGCUUAAACCUCACAGGAAACCACACAACUGUAUCACUUCAUAAUUCUGUGUUUGUCAAACGUUGGCCUCUUGUGGCGUUAUUUUCUUCCCCUGUGCACUGUUUGAGUGUGUUUGUUAAGCUGGACAGUAAUAGGAGCACAGUAUCCAAUCAAAUCACAUUAUCUUACAUCAUUCAUUUAUGUUUCCCCCAGCCCCAUCCAGUAAGCAUGGACAUAUUUCACACAUUUCCCCUUUGACUAAAUGCCUUCCUGUUCUUAUCUCAUGUCUUACUUGCAAAAUGCUUCUUAGCACCAGGACCUAUUCCGUAAUACUGAAUUGAAUUGAACAUUGGUUGUACAUGUAGUUUGUCAAAGCGUUCUUCCCCUGUUGUGCUUCUGCACACUGCAUGCAAAGCCCAGUGCAGAGCACCCCCUGCUGGGGAAAGUGUGACAUAGAGUAGUGUUUGUACAAUGAGAGGAAGACAAAAGAACCUUGCCCUUGAACUUCUUGAUAUAGCUUUUAUUCAAAGUUUGAACUAAGUUGCCUCAGUCUGCGGUGCAGCCGUUGCACUCCAGUCACUUUUAAUUUUGGUCUUAUUUCAUUGCAACACCUAAGAAAAAUCAGUCCAGUCAGACAAGAUCUCCAUGUCAUUUCAUUCUGUACAAGGAAUGAGUCUAAAGCCAUUCAAUUAUCUCACUUUAGAACAUAUUUAAAUUCCACUGACACUUGACUGACAUUUGAAUGACACAAAAUACUUUUUGUGACUGAAGGUUUACUGUGAAUUAGAGCAUGCUGUGCAAAAUAGAAAGCUAAACUUAAGAGAAAGAUAUUUGCUACUUUUUUAAAAAAGAAAAGCCUUAGAAAUUAAUAGCUGACCUUAUUGUUUUUCAAACAAGAUGUUUGUUGAGUGCACAGAUCUAAUUUAAAAAAAAAAGACAAAAAAAAAAAAACCCUCCUGAUCUUGCCUUGUCAAAAACAAAACUACUUAUUCAA